AUGGCGCCGACAAUAACACAUGAGCGAGGUGCCAAAAUGGGUAUAUAUGUCAUCGCAAUUUCAGGGGGAAACACUCUUGGUCCUCUGAUAUGUGGCUUUAUCGUUACAAAUCUCUCCUGGCGAUGGCACAAAUGGAUCAGCGUGAUAUUCACGGGACUCAACUUUGUCGCAAUCCUGUUUCUGGUUCCGGAAACAAGAUAUAGGCGUGAAGGAUUUGGCCAAGCUGGCGUGACUGUAGGCCUGUCGACUGAUGAUGUCGCCAUAGCUGACGAGAAGAUGCCUCAACGAUCGUUCACUGGAUUAUCACUGAAGCAGGUGCAACACAAGACGUGGAAACAGGAACUCUUUCUGUGGUCCGGGGUGGAGAAAACCAAUCUGGCAAAGAUGUUUGUGCGACCAUUCCCAAUGGUUGUAUAUCCUGCAGUCAUCUAUGCCUUCCUUGGAUACUCAAUCUCUCUGGUCCUGACAGUUGCCGUCAACAUGCUCAAUCCUUUUGUGCUGCAGGCGCCACCGUAUAAUUGGAGUCCACAGAUCAACGGUCUCAUCAAUAUCCCUGGCAUAGUGGGUAAUGUGUUUGGAGCCUGGGCUGGAGGUAACCUCGUAGACAUGUGGUGCAGGUGGCGGACGAGGAAGCAUCAUGGCAUUUACGAGCCGGAAAGUAGGCUAUAUCUGGUCAUCAUUCCACUUAUACUUACUACAGCGGGCUGUAUCUUGUUUGGAUAUGGUGUGCAGAACGAGCUGUCAUGGGUAUCUCUCUUUUUCGGCUAUGGUAUGAUCUCAGUUUCACUGACUGCCAUACCCACCAUUACAAUGGCGUAUGUCAGUGACUGUGCACUACCAGUCAACGCGGAUGUCUUGUUGCUCGUGAAUGGAUUGAAGAAUAUUGUGGCUUUUGGCUUCCUGUAUGGUGUGGUGCCUUGGGUUGAAGACACGGGCUAUGUGAAUGUCUUUGGUAUCAUGGCUGGUAUAUUCGCUGGCACCAGGAAGAACAGGUCCUAG
Molecule: messenger RNA, 999 nt
Organism: Exserohilum turcica Et28A
Lineage: Eukaryota; Fungi; Ascomycota; Dothideomycetes; Pleosporales; Pleosporaceae
Exons: 4
Coding region: 1-999 (332 amino acids)
Biological process (GO): transmembrane transport
Molecular function (GO): transmembrane transporter activity
Source: RefSeq, a predicted model, not a curated record